Messenger RNA from Trichosporon asahii var. asahii CBS 2479, 1860 nucleotides. RefSeq lists its product as uncharacterized. Gene Ontology annotation, molecular function: ATP binding; ATP hydrolysis activity; ABC-type transporter activity. The record is from RefSeq and is a predicted model, not a curated record. The transcript is spliced from 2 exons. Gene Ontology annotation, cellular component: membrane. NCBI's taxonomy places the organism in Eukaryota, Fungi, Basidiomycota, Tremellomycetes, Trichosporonales, Trichosporonaceae. Bases 1 to 1860 code for a protein of 619 amino acids.
AUGAGCAACGAAGAAUCUGGACAGUUUGUCCAGCUCAGCGGCAUGCCCUCCCCGUCCCUCACUGAGGGCGGAUCCUCCAUCACUUUCUCCAACCUCUCCUACGAAGUCAAGAACAAGCACGGAACGAAGCGACUUGUUGACAACGUCUCUGUCACCGUCAAGCAGGGUCAGAUGCUCGCCAUCCUCGGUCCCUCCGGUGCCGGAAAGUCGACGCUGCUCGAUGUCAUGUCCUUCCGCAAGAAGCACAUGGACGGCGGCUCCAUCACGCUGAACAACCAGCCUCUGUCGGCCAUGACUAUGGCCCAGGUCUCGUCUUACGUCGAGCAGGACGACCAGCACCUCGGUGUCCUGACUGUGCGCGAGACGAUCACCUACGCCGCCCGCCUGACUCAGAGCGGAAUGACGAAGGGCGAGAUCCGAACCCGUGUCGACCAGAUCAUCACUGAUCUCGGUCUCCAGUCCUGCGCCGACCUCAAGAUCGGCACCCCCAUUCAGCGCGGUAUCUCUGGUGGCCAGCGACGACGAGUCACCGUCGGAACCGGCCUUGUCACCUUCCCCCGCGUCCUCUUCCUCGACGAGCCGACUUCGGGUCUCGACUCGACCUCGGCCCGUGAGGUCAUGGCCUCGAUUAAGCGUAUCGCCGAGGCCGAGGGAAUCAUUGUCAUCGCCACGAUCCACGCGCCCUCGAUCGAGGCUCUGUCGCUCUUCGACAAGAUGAUGAUUCUCGCUCAGGGCCGCACCGCCUUCCUCGGCACGCUCCAGCAGGCGAACGACCGCUGCAACGCCAUCGGCUUCCCCAUCCCCGAGUACAUGAACCCCGCCAAUCAUCUGCUCGACCUCGUCGGCACCGACUUUAUGCACGAGGACAAAGCGACGGCGCUGGAGCGCCUGCUCGCCGCCCACGUCGAGGAGCCUCUCCCGGAGCCGAAGAGCUUCGGCGCGCCUGUUGCCCUGAGGAAACGCCCGUGGAGCGCCAACAUCAACGCCACCCUCAUCCUCUCCGAGCGCACGCUCCUCAACUACUCCCGCAACCUCCUCGCCUACGGUGUUCGUUUCGGCAUGUACCUUGGCAUGGCCCUUCUCCUCGCUACCAUCUGGAUUCGCCUCGGUGACUCGGACUCGAUCAUCAACGAUCGCCUCUCCGUCCACUUCUUCUCCGUCGCUUUCCUCGGUUUCAUGUCCGUCGCCGGUAUCCCGUCCUUCCUCGAGGAGCGUUCCGUCUUCCUCCGCGAGCGCAAGAAUGGUCUCUACGGCCCCCUCCCCUUCGUCCUCUCCAACACCGUUGUCAUGCUCCCGUUCAUGUUCAUCUGUGCAUUUGCCUUCUCGGUCAUCAUCUACUGGGCCAUUGGACUGCACCCCGGAGCCAACGCGUUCUGGCGUUUCGUCGCCUUCCUCUACCUGGCCGUCCUCUGCGCUGAGGCUCAGGCGCAGGUCAUCGCCGCCCUUGUGCCCAUCUUCAUCGCCGCUCUCGCCCUUACUGCUUUCAUGAACGGUUUCUGGAUGUGCGUCCAGGGAUACUUCAUCAAGGCCCGUUCGCUGCCUCGCUUCUGGUACUACAGCUUCCACUUCAUGGACUUCCAGACGUUCGCGUUCGACAUCCUCGUCAAGAAUGACCUGGUCGGCGAGGUUUUCAAGUGCAACUCGGCCUUCAUCCCCAGCGGAGACUGCAACUGUGUUUACCCCGCCAGUGCCACCUCCCUCGAGCUCUACGGCCAGUGCCGCGUGUCUGGCCAGGACGUUAUCGACUACCUUGAGUUUGGCGGAAUUUCGGUGGGCGGCUACGCGGGAAUCCUUGUGGCGAUCAUUUGCAUAUACAGAGUGUGUCUCUACUUCGCGCUCUAUUUCCAGCGUCACCCUUGA